This is a messenger RNA of Danaus chrysippus (African queen), 1602 nucleotides long. The record is from the annotation of a GenBank genome assembly. Lineage: Eukaryota; Metazoa; Arthropoda; Insecta; Lepidoptera; Nymphalidae.
AUGAAUAUCUCAAUGAUGCAAAAUAUGGAAGCUGGGGUCCUCCCCAAAAAGCGGCAACUGCCAAAGCUAAUGGCUUGUAUGACAAAAACUAGUCUAGAAAAUCUAAGAAACAGAGCCUUAUUUGGCUUAAACGCGUUAGAUGCGAAAGGAAUAAGGAGGCGAAAAUUUCCUCUCCACGAAUGUCUGAUAUUAGAACUGAGAGAAGCUGGUUUUUGUGAAUCAUCAGACUACUUGCAGGAUCUUAUAUAUGACAAUAUCCAGCUUUUAGCUGAAGAUGACAUUGGUAUCGUCGUAGAUCUUAGAAAGAGGGAGGAUUACUUGGAAGACAUCAGCGCUGGUCUCAUACGAGCUGAAAAACAAAGGGAUAAACAAAACACGAAGAAAGAAGCUCUGGAGCUGUUGGGUUUGGCGUUGCAUUAUGCUGAAUUAGGAAAAGGUAUACUAUGGCUGGCAGAGAAGUUUUUUCUUGCGGCUAUGGCUGUGUCAAGUCAAUUUCUGUUAGAUGGAGGUCGACAAAAGGGCUGCUGCAAAUACCACUACGCUAUAUUUUUACUGGAUAAAUUUCCAGGAGCAGAUCCUGAAGAGCCAUUUCUCAUAUUAACAGAAGUGAGAGACAGUUCUAUUGGAAAAGAUUGGCUCCUGUACGAAGGAGAUGACGAUGAAAAUGAAUCGAAGGAGACAUUGUUUUCGGCGUCUGCUCUACAACUAAAUCGCGUUUUGCUCAGCAAAGCCCGUUCAUGUCGAGAUACGGAUACAGCGAAAUCAGAAAGGCUUUCUAGACUUGCUGAACGAAGAGCAAGAGAUGCCGACGAUACAUUAAAAACAGCGGAAGCAAUAAUAGAAAUUGGUAUCAGUCAAUUAAUGAUGAACAAUUUAAAUAAUGCACAGAAGACUAUAAACAGAGCUUUUGCCAUUUAUAAAGAAAUGAAUGACAUUAAUGGUCUCUGUGAAACGAGAAUGCACCUCGCUGCUGUUAUGCAAAGGCUGGGCGAUCAUGAAACUGCUUCUAAAUUAUUAACCGAAAUGGGAGCCAUGGCGAUGGAAAAUGGUUUGAGAAGACAUCUUGGACGUGCGUUACAUCUUUUAGGAGAACUUCAUUUACGAAGGGAGAAACCUGAACUUGGUACUCAGCAUUUACGCGAAGCAUUCCAAUGUUUUAUGGGAUUGAACUGGAAUUAUCCUCCGGACCACAAAGGAAGGAGAGAUACGAUCCAAGCCGGUGAUAGUUUAGACAUUAUAUAUAAAACUGAUAGCAACGAGCCUUAUCUAACCGAGGCAGAGCAAUCCAGACUCAUGAUGGCUAUAUCCGCUGGACAAGAGAUUAUGGCGUCUUAUUUCAGUUUGUUGAGAGAGGCUAAUACAUGCACUAUAGCGAAAUACAAAACUAUAGAGUGGAAACUGUCACACGCUAGUUGGUGGCUGCAUAUGAAGCAUCACGAUUAUAUACCCUGCAUAUGUCCAAAACACAACAGAACACCAUUGGAUGUUAUGCGGUUGAAAAUGAUGGCAAAAGAAAUGAAGGAAGAAAAAUCUGAAGCCGACGCGUUAUUGGAGAGAAUAGCUACCACUGAAGACAUAAGAGCUCUACGGAGCAGCAUGUAA